AUGACCUCACCGUUCUCAAAACUCCCACUCUCUUUCUUCUACUUCUUCACUCUCAUGCCCUUCCACGUAAUUUCACAGUCCCCGGCCACCACCGCCGACCAGACAACCCUACUCAACCUCAAAAAGCUGUGGCAGAGUCCGCCGUGGACAGCCUCCUGGAACUCCUCAUCCUCGCCGUGCACCUGGCCGGCGACUGAGUGCACCGCCGGCACAGUCACUGGACUUCUCCUCCACGAUAAAAACAUCACGGACACGAUCCCACCGUUGAUGUGCGACCUCAAAAACCUCACCGUGCUUGACCUCUCGUACAAUUACCUCCAGGGCGACUUCCCUACGGUUCUCUACAAUUGCUCCGGUCUUCAAUACCUAGACCUCUCUCGGAACUUCUUCGUCGGCCCAAUACCCUCCGACAUCGACCGGUUAUCCUCUCUCCAGUUCAUCAACGUCGGCGGCAACAACUUCUCCAGCGAGAUCCCGCCUGCGAUCAGCCGGUUACCGGAGCUCCGGACAUUGUACCUGUACGAAAACCAGUUCAACGGCACGGUUCCGAUCGAAAUUGGAAAUUUAGCGAAUCUAGUGAAUCUAGGUAUGGCUUAUAAUACUAUGCUUUCGCCAUCGAUAAUUCCGAUAGAAUUUGUCAAUUUGAAAAAGCUGGAGUUCUUGUGGAUGACGAGGACGAACUUGAUCGGGAAAAUACCUGAUAGUUUUGCGAAUUUGUCCAAUCUUCAACACUUGAAUCUCUCUAGAAACAAUCUGGACGGUCCACUUCCUCAAGGACUGUUCCAAUUGAAAAACUUGAGUGUAGUGUAUUUGUAUAAAAACAAUUUGUCAGGUGAAAUUCCAACUCCAAUCGAGUCACUAAAUUUGAUCGGAGUGGAUUUAUCAGAGAACAACUUAACAGGUUCAAUUCCUCAAAGACUAUUUCAAUUGAAGAACUUGAAAAUAAUAAUCUUAAACAAAAAUCAAUUAUCUGGUGAAAUUCCAACUCUAAUUGAGUCACUGAAAUUGAUUAAAUUGGACUUGUCAAUGAACAAUUUGACAGGUUCGAUACCAAUGGAUUUAUGGAAAUUGCAACAGUUGGCACAGCUGGUUUUGUUUUCAAAUAAUUUUUCCGGUUGCUUAUAG
Molecule: messenger RNA, 1125 nt
Organism: Camellia sinensis
Lineage: Eukaryota; Viridiplantae; Streptophyta; Magnoliopsida; Ericales; Theaceae
Source: RefSeq, a predicted model, not a curated record